Agrilus planipennis (emerald ash borer) is the source of this 528-nucleotide messenger RNA. Its product is annotated as nucleolin-like. The coding region runs from base 1 to 528 and encodes 175 amino acids. NCBI's taxonomy places the organism in Eukaryota, Metazoa, Arthropoda, Insecta, Coleoptera, Buprestidae. The record is from RefSeq and is a predicted model, not a curated record. The transcript is spliced from 3 exons.
AUGGCAGACGACGAAGUAUCAAACAACGAAGACGACGAAGAAGUCGAAGACGAAGACGAUGAUGAAAACGAAGACGAUAGAGAAAACGAAGACGAUAGAGAAAACGAAGACAAUGAAGACGAAACCGUUCCAGCGUUCAGAGCACCAGGAUCCGGCACGCAACAUCGAAGACGUGAGUCUGUACAGCAACCACAACUAACAUUCAGGGAUGUCGAGGAAUCUCUUGAAAAGUUUAGCGGAGAUGAUUACAUAAAUGUCAAUCAAUGGAUUGAAGACUUUGAAGAAACGGCAGACCUAUGCGCAUGGUCCGACGUUCAGAAGGCUGACAUUUCACAGCCGUUCCUACGCACGGACGCCAGCCGAUAUGCACUCGGAGCAGCCCUACUGCAGGGGGACGGACACGAAGAACGUCCCGUGCAGUACGUCAGUCGGCCGCUUACUUCCGCUGAGAGAAACUACACGACCAUGAAACGGCGAAGAUUUGGCCAUUGUGUGGGCCAUGUCCAAGUUCCGCCGAUACAUAGAUGA